AUGGCUGACGAAUUUUUCGAUUCUUGGCCGGUCCGGUUUUCAUUAAUACUGCUGGGAUAUGGAUCAGUUUUACUUCCCGGAUAUCUGUUGAUUCGUUGGGUUGAGAAGUAUGAGAAAGGUGAGCGUUUUUGUUAUUUUUUGAAUUACAGUUUUAGUGAACAGUCAUCAUGGUGGAGAGAGUGGAAACAGGUCAUUAUGGAGGCUGUUUCUCCGGCGAUUUGCUGUUGGACGUCCCGAAAUUAUUGGAUCAACUCUUGUCACACAUGAGAAGCCGGCACAACCAAAAAAGACAUUGUCUUUUGUGGAACAUGCGACCCAGCUAUUUGGAUUUUUCGUCGGAAUACAGGUAAAGUACAAGCCGUUCUUUUGAUGUUCUUGAAAAUGAAGUCUAAGGUAAUCUGAGUUUCUUUUAGAUCACUCUGGUGUCUAUGGGCUUCUUUCAAGAGCGAAUUAUGACUCAAAAAUACGAUAGAAUAAUAAAUCAAGGUGAAGAGAUUGAACAGGACCACUUCACAGACGCCCAGUUCCUCGUGUUGGCAAAUCGAGUGGUCGCAUUAGCCGUUGCUGUGUCCUAUUUGUGGUGGGAUUGGAAAAAGUGAGAGAUUUGGACAGGAAAUAAUGCUGCUUUAAGUAUCAAGUUUAAAUUUUUUUUUUCAGUCAACCUCCGCACGCCCCUCCAUUGUAUAUGUAUGCAUUUUGUUCCAUUUCCAAUACUUUAUCCUCUUAUUGCCAAUAUGAGGCACUAAAGUUUGUUUCAUUUCCUACUCAAACGUUUUGCAAAGCCUCCAAAUUGAUUCCAACGAUGAUUAUGGGAAGAAUCCUGAGAAAAGAACGGUUUUCCCGAGGAGAAUGUCUGACGGCGACGUUGUUGGUAAUCGGGGCGGCUUUGUUCUUCUACUCCACCAUAUCAGACUCCGGGAAAGGCAGUUUAACAGAGCAGAAAGCAAUGUUUUGGGCUGCUGUGAGUGGGUCAAUACUGAUGAUAGGGUACCUUGCGUUUGACGCAUUCACACCUAAUUGGCAAAAGAAAUUGUUUGAGAUCAAACCUAAGAUUAGUAGAAUUCAAGUAAGUGAUUUUUCUCAAGAUUUUGGUAUUUUUUGCGUCGUAUAAUAUAAAGUAUCAAGUGUAAUAUGAAAUUUCUUUCAGAUGAUGAUGGGCGUCAAUGUAUUCAGCGCCAUUUUGUGUCUGGUAUCACUUCUGGAGCAGAAUUCGCUUUUCCCAUCCAUCAACUUCCUCCUCACUCACAAUCGGAUAACUUUUGAUGUUUUCCUCCUCUCAUUUUGUGGUGCUCUCUCUCAAUUCUUCAUUUAUGCGAUCGUCGAACGCUUUGGACCUUCCGUUUUGGCCCUUAUCAUGACAAUCCGGCAAUUCUCGUCCAUCUUAUUAUCCUCCGCUUACUUCAAACACUCUUUGAAUGCGAUUGGACUUCUCGGGUUAUUCAUCGCCUUCUCCGCAUUGUGCUUUAACAUUUACUACAACUAUCGAAAAAAGACAAUCAAACCGAGUAAAACUUCCAAAUAA
Bursaphelenchus xylophilus (pine wood nematode) is the source of this 1522-nucleotide messenger RNA. NCBI's taxonomy places the organism in Eukaryota, Metazoa, Nematoda, Chromadorea, Rhabditida, Aphelenchoididae. The record is from the annotation of a GenBank genome assembly.